AUGAGCUGCAGUGUGACAUCUUGUAAUAUCAGCGACGAUCGUUUCUUGUGGCAGUGUGAAUUCUGCAGAAAAUGUUAUCACGCAGCUUGUGUAGGAGUCCAGCGAAAUCAAGAAGAAUUUAUCUCGCACUUCAUGAUUCCCCUGUGUGCAGAUUGCCAGCAUAAUCUAAAGGUAGGCAUAGACACACGAAAAGUGCUGUACCAACAGGAAAAAUUAUUUGAAUCUAUAACUACGCAAACGGACUGCAACUUACAAAUAGCAGCCGACAUAAAAAAGUUCAAUUCAAUUGUUGACUUAUUCGAAAAUGUUGAGCUGCAGCUUAAAGAAUCAGUGGCGAAUGUGAACAUAAACACAUCGUCGCAAGUGGCAAAUGCUGUAUCGGCACUAUCGCAGGCCAUUGACAGUAAUUCUUUUAAUAAGGCCGAUGAGCUGGUCACGCUGAAAAACCAUAUCACAUCACUAUUCAACAUAUCUAUGGGAUCCACAAAAAAACACAUUGAAGAGUAUGUAAAUGAUCUCACUGCCGAUUUGACCAGAGAAUUGAAAAAAAUCUGCAGCGAAGUUCAGAACUUGAGCACCCUUACCAUAGAUAUGGCAGCUCAUUGUAAUGAACACUACCUGAGUGAAUCGCGUCCUACACGUGAAGUUUUAGACGAAGUGAAAAUUAUAACAAAUUCAGUUGGCAGUGACAUUCUCAAAGAAGUACAAUCUCUUGCCGGCUCAAUUAACACUUUGGAUAGCAGUAUACGCGAUGCUUGUUUGCCACCAGCGGGCCCCAGCUUGAUGGACGAAUUAAAUGCCCAAUCAACAAAAUCGGGUGACUCAGGUCACCGUUCCACUGCCGAAGCCACUGAAGGGUGGCGCUUUUUGGGUUCGAAGAAAGUGUGGCGCUCUGACUGGACGGAGUACGACACACGUAAUCAGCAUAGAAUUCAACAGCAAAAGAUGAAAGAUAGGGCGAUGGCACGAAGAAAAGCUAAUAAAAAGCAGUUGCAUCGGAUAUCCAGAAGCAGUUAUUAUAACUAUAACCUCAAUGACAACAAUAAUAGCAACAACAAUAGCAAUAAUAAUCGUAACAACAAUCGCAACAACAAUAGCAGCAAUAAUCGCAACAACAACAACAAUACGCAAUGCGGUCGUCCAACAGCUGGCAACUCUCUUCCCCGGGAUAAGGAUCUACUUGCGGCGGCAAGGAUGCAUAACAACGAAAUCAAGGCUAUUCGCACUAGUCAGAUGGGAUUGACACAAGGGUCGACCCUCAGUCCUUUGCUAUUCAAUGUGUACACUAGUGAUAUCGAUAGUUGUUUACAAAGCGUUUGUGUUUUAGUGCAAUAUGCAGAUGAUUACUGUGUAUGGGCCACGGGAAUGAAAUGUGAUGGUAUUAAACAACAUCUACAGGAGAGCCAGGAUAACAUAGCUAGCCAAUGUAUAGACGUGGACAAUUUGGAGGUCGUUACACUUCGAAUGCCGCACCAUGUGAAUGAUUCGGAAAAUAUUCAACUUUCGGUGAAUCGGCAUUCGGCCGAAUGGCAUUCGUACAAACAGCAUUCGUCCAAAUAG
Molecule: messenger RNA, 1560 nt
Organism: Topomyia yanbarensis
Lineage: Eukaryota; Metazoa; Arthropoda; Insecta; Diptera; Culicidae
Product: myb-like protein U
Exons: 4
Coding region: 1-1560 (519 amino acids)
Source: RefSeq, a predicted model, not a curated record